AUGAGCCCAUUUCAAGUUAUGUAUGGCUAUCUUCCACCACACUUAGGUUUUUCUUCUCAUGCUACCACUUAUGUUGCUGAGGUUGAGACAGAUUUAAAACAUAGGGAUAUUGUUAUUGACUUGCUGAAGGAUGCUUUACAUAAAUCUCAAGAGAGGAUGAAGUUUUUUGCUAAUCAAAAGAGAACUGACAAAACCUUCUCUGUUGGUGACAAGGUUUACUUGAAGUUACAACCAUAUAGACAAACUUUUGUGGCUCUAAGAAGAAACUUGAAACUUGCAGCCAAGUACUAUGGCCCAUUUACUUUGAAGCAGCAUAUUGGUACUACUCACAUUCCAUCCCCUGCACUCCCUGUUUUGGAUACAGAUGGACAGUUUCUUGUCAUUCAUGCAGCUGCUCUAGACUCAAGGACCAUUCUGCCUAAUGGGUUUUCUGUGCCUCAGAUACUUAUUCAGUAG
Molecule: messenger RNA, 456 nt
Organism: Papaver somniferum (opium poppy)
Lineage: Eukaryota; Viridiplantae; Streptophyta; Magnoliopsida; Ranunculales; Papaveraceae
Exons: 2
Coding region: 1-456 (151 amino acids)
Source: RefSeq, a predicted model, not a curated record